AUGCCUCUUGUUCGUCGGCACCAAGCUUCAUCGAAGGAGUCAGAUACGGAUGAGCAACCACUUGCACAACGGACCAGAUGCCAACCCGUGGGACCUGGCUUGGCGUCCGAGGCCCCGACUGCCACUCCAUCAUCCCGACCAACCUCUAUGUCUGUUCCAGAUCCACAGCCCUCGAGCGAUCUUGUCAGACCACCUCGACCCAAGGCUAAAGCUGAACGAGGGAAGGUUUCGGCUGUUAAAGAAGAAAUUAACCUGAGGUGGCAAUAUAAAUCCCACGCCCCGGCUAGACCUUCUCCUCGACCAACCGCUUCUUCUCAACCUGAUCCUUCCACUCAUCCUGAGCCGGCACCCUCUUCAUCUGGCCCUUCUGCUCCGCUAGGGUCUAUUCCUACCUCGCCUGGUCCAUCCACUCAACCAGGGUCCGCUUCCACCCAGCCUGGCCCGAGCAGGACUGCUCCAAACUCUUCCAAGCCUCGGUAUCUCCGUUACCGAGCCACUCUGCCCACAGAGUGGGGAAUGUGUGGCUCUCUCGCUGCUCCUACUAGAAAUAUCCUAUUGCGAGGUUGCCUAGCAUCUCAGUGA
This is a messenger RNA of Zingiber officinale, 582 nucleotides long. Its product is annotated as vegetative cell wall protein gp1-like. The transcript has a single exon. The record is from RefSeq and is a predicted model, not a curated record. The coding region runs from base 1 to 582 and encodes 193 amino acids. Lineage: Eukaryota; Viridiplantae; Streptophyta; Magnoliopsida; Zingiberales; Zingiberaceae.